Molecule: messenger RNA, 609 nt
Organism: Penaeus monodon (black tiger shrimp)
Lineage: Eukaryota; Metazoa; Arthropoda; Malacostraca; Decapoda; Penaeidae
Product: tachykinins-like
Exons: 5
Coding region: 2-541 (179 amino acids)
Source: RefSeq, a predicted model, not a curated record
GAUGGUGAGAGCGGGUACAUGGCUCGUGCUUGUGGGCGCAGUGGUGGUAGGCGCCGCCCUUACACACGCCCAGGACGAUGCCGCGGACAGAGAGCGACGGGCGCCCUCGGGAUUUCUGGGAAUGAGAGGUAAAAAGGCGCCCUCGGGUUUCCUGGGAAUGCGAGGCAAGAAGAGCGACGAGGUCUUCGCCGGGAACGAGGUGGACAGCGAGCUCGAGAGCCUCCUCAAGCGCGCUCCUUCGGGAUUCCUCGGCAUGCGGGGGAAGAAAGCUCCUUCCGGCUUCCUUGGUAUGCGAGGCAAGAAAGCUCCUUCCGGCUUCCUUGGCAUGCGAGGCAAGAAAAUGUAUGAUGAUGAGGCUGAAGUGGAUGCUUAUAUUCAGGCCCUCGCCGCCCUCGUGGAGCAGCAGCAGAAGCGCGCCCCGUCGGGAUUCCUCGGCAUGAGGGGCAAGAAGGCGGACUACGACGAGGAUUUCGAGGAGGACCUUGGCGUCCCCGGCUUCGACAAGAGAGCUCCUUCGGGAUUCCUCGGCAUGAGGGGCUGAGAUCUAACGCCUCGGAUUAAGAACCGCCAUUGAAGACUCUCGACUUCUUGCAAAAAGAAAGAAAGAAA